Molecule: messenger RNA, 2494 nt
Organism: Crotalus tigris (Tiger rattlesnake)
Lineage: Eukaryota; Metazoa; Chordata; Lepidosauria; Squamata; Viperidae
Gene: DEPDC1B
Product: DEP domain containing 1B
Exons: 11
Coding region: 82-1665 (527 amino acids)
Biological process (GO): positive regulation of Wnt signaling pathway; intracellular signal transduction
Source: RefSeq, a predicted model, not a curated record
ACUUACCUUCGAAAAUUCUAUGCUGUGUCCAUCGGUCGCCGUGGAGACGGACCGCGGAGUUUUGUAUUUUCGGGGCGACCGAUGGAGCCUCGACUCGUGGGCCCCGGGCCCUACCGAGCAACUCGACUAUGGAAUGAAACUGUUGAACUCUUUCGAAAUGGAAUGCCUUUACGGAAACAUCGUUUUCACUUCAAAAGCUACGACUGUUGCUUCACAGCUUCCGAGGCUGUGGAGUGGUUGCACAAACUGCUAAGAUGCAACCAAAACUUUAGCCCAGAAGUAACUCGUGCUCAAACAGCUCAGCUUCUCAAAAAGUUCCUGAAGAAUCACGUUAUUGAAGAUAUCAAAGGAAGAUGGGGCAAGGAUGAUUUUGAGGAUAAUGGUAAAUUAUAUAGGUUUCCUCCUUUCUCACCAUUAAAACCGUACCCUAAACGAUCUCCUUACCGAAAAGAAAUAGUGAAAUUUCCAAACUGGGACGUUGAAAAAAUUACUUUCCAAGACCACGUCCCAGUGAAACCUAUCACAUUGAAUUCUGAAAUGUGGUUCAAACGUCACAGCAUUGCAAUUGGAGAAGUACCAACAUGCAAACUCAUCCAUCGUCGACAAUUAACAGAGACAAAUGUAGAAGAUAUAUGGAAAUCCAGGACUUUAUCAUACUUGCAAAAAACUUUAGGUUUGGAUUCUCUGAAUGAUAUUUUAGACACUAAACUUGUCAAUCCAAAGGACAUCAUUCAGAAUGUGUACAGUGUCAACAAACAAGGAACUGUCAUUUUAGAAGAUAAAUCAAAAGAGGUUCCUCACUGGGUUCUAUCAGCAAUGAAAUGCUUAGCAAACUGGCCCAGAUGUCCAGAUAUGAAACAGCCCACCUAUUCAGGUUUUGAAAGAGAUGUCUUUAGAACCAUAGCAGAUUAUUAUGCACACAUGAAGGAGCCUCUUCUCACUUUCCAGUUUUUUGAUGUCUUUGUCAGUGUGCUAGGAAUCUUGCAGGAAAAGAAGCUAGCUACUGAAGCCUUGCAGAUUUGUUGUCUUCUUCUGCCACCAGCAAAUCGGCGAAAGCUACAGUUGUUGAUGACAUUGAUGGCUAAGAUCCAGUCAAAUAAAGAUCUUCCACCUCUUUCAGAUACACUUGGAACAAGAGCAAUGAUGGUUCAAACCUUUUCUCACUGCAUUCUUUGCUCCAAGGAUGAAGUGGAUUUGGAUGAACUGUUAGCAGCUAAAUUGGUUUCAUUCAUGAUGGACAAUUAUCAUGAGAUCUUAAAUGUUCCUUCAGCCUUAAAAACUGCAGCUGAGGAAUAUAUAGCACAUCUCCAAAGAGUCCAGGUAAAAUAUCCAGACUCGGAUACAGAUGCUAUUUUGCCUGUGCCAUCAUUUGGUCAUCAAAUCAGCACUGAUGAGUUUGAACACCAAAAAACAAAUUGUCAUCAAGGGCCACUGGCAAAUUUGUUGGAAGAAAUCACAAUGAAUAUGGAAAUGUCCAUCAAAGAAAAGAAGAAAAAGUUGAAACAGUUUCAGAAAUCUUAUCCUGAUGUAUAUAAGGAACGCUUUCCUACUCCUGAAAGUGAAGCAGUUCUUUUUCCAGAGAAAAGUAAACAGAAACCACUGUUGAUGUGGGCAUUUAAAAGGCCUUUCCAGCCAUUUCAAAGAACAAGAAGCUUACGCAUGUGAGACUGUGAAUUAGAUGAAUGUCUGUAAUGGUCAGAAUUAAUCCUUUGGAGCAUCUGGAAUUCCACAUAGGUUCUGAAACAUGUUUAACAAAGGAGAAAAAUCAAGGCAGAAUACUGCUAACCUGAGCCAUUAUCACUAUUUGGGGGGAGAUGCCUUGGUGCUUUUCCAUUUUGUAUAUUUGUUUAAGUCGAGGCUGGGAAACAAUGAACGGGUUCAGAUGAUUGUAUCAUAGCACGUGAAAGACUAAACAGAAAGCAAAAGAAUUCAUUUGCUUACACCUGUAGCCUCAUUGUGCAAGUUGCAGUUAAACCAAGAAGUCUCUGAAAAUCCUUAUUUUUAAUAUCGUCCAAACUGAAUUGUUAGUAAACUAAUAUAAAAAACUUGGGAGAUAUUCUAGUAUUAUCCUAGUGAUUGGGCAACUGUGAUGGGUGAAACAUGUUGCUAUGGCUUGCUGAGUAAUCUAUACUGCUCACAAAAAUAAAGGGGACACAAACGUAUAGGAUCCUAUACAUUAGUGUUCCCUUUAUUUUUUUUUGAGCAGUAUAUAUUUAAAACACACAUUAGAGGAAUUUGUGAAUCCAGGAGCCAUCCCUAGAAAGAAGAUAAGUAAUAAAUUUCCAUUCCUUCUGUUGAGGUCUGAGGUUACAUGAGAUCCUGAGCAGUUGUGGAGAGGCACAGAACCUGGGCUGAGUUCACAGAAUGGAACUCUCUUAAAGAUAGUCCUUGACAUAUAACAACAAUUGAGCCCAAAAGAUAGUCCUUGACAUAUAACAACAAUUGAGCCCAACAUUUCCACUAAGCAAGACAAUUAUUAAGCACACUUUGCCCA